This is a messenger RNA of Mangifera indica (mango), 1174 nucleotides long. Its product is annotated as 14-3-3-like protein A. The transcript is spliced from 5 exons. NCBI's taxonomy places the organism in Eukaryota, Viridiplantae, Streptophyta, Magnoliopsida, Sapindales, Anacardiaceae. Gene Ontology annotation, cellular component: cytoplasm. Gene Ontology annotation, biological process: signal transduction. The record is from RefSeq and is a predicted model, not a curated record. The coding region runs from base 187 to 975 and encodes 262 amino acids.
CUGACAUCCAGGUUGAUCGACCUUCACGGAUUCUCCGCUGCCUAAGAGUUGUCGCCUUCUCAUUGGACCCCUUCCUCCCCCCACUGCUUUUCUUUAUUUAAACUUCGCAUUUCUAUUCUCAACAAUCUACUCCCGUCCUCACACGGUGCCCUUAUACGAAUUGCGUUUUAGAUUAAUAUAGCGAAGAUGUCGCCUAUUGAUUCAACUCGUGAGGAAAAUGUUUACAUGGCCAAGUUGGCUGAGCAAGCUGAACGUUAUGAAGAAAUGGUGGAGUUCAUGGAGAAAGUUGCAAAGACAGUUGAUGUUGAGGAGUUAACUGUGGAAGAAAGGAACCUUCUCUCUGUUGCUUACAAGAAUGUGAUUGGUGCCAGGAGGGCUUCAUGGAGGAUCAUCUCUUCCAUUGAGCAAAAGGAAGAGAGCAGGGGAAAUGAGGACCAUGUAUCAGUCAUCAAGGAGUACAGAGGCAAAAUUGAGGCUGAGUUGAGCAAGAUCUGUGAUGGAAUCUUGAACCUCCUUGAGUCACAUCUCAUUCCCUCAGCCUCUUCUGCUGAGUCCAAGGUGUUUUAUCUUAAGAUGAAGGGUGAUUACCACAGGUAUUUGGCUGAGUUCAAGACUGGUGCUGAGAGGAAGGAAGCUGCUGAGAGCACUUUGUUGGCCUACAAGUCUGCUCAGGAUAUCGCUUUGGCUGAACUUGCUCCAACUCACCCAAUAAGGCUGGGACUUGCCCUCAACUUCUCUGUGUUCUACUAUGAAAUCCUUAACUCACCUGAUCGUGCUUGCAAUCUCGCCAAGCAGGCAUUUGAUGAGGCUAUCUCUGAGCUGGAUACAUUGGGUGAAGAAUCAUACAAGGACAGUACAUUGAUCAUGCAACUUCUCCGAGAUAAUCUUACACUUUGGACUUCCGAUAUCCCUGAUGAAGCUGGGGAUGAGAUUAAGGAAGCAUCAAAACGUGAUUCGAGCGAAGCACAGCAGUGAUGAGUUCAGUUUAUAGGAUAUGUACUAUGUAUUUUUAUCUUGUGGCUUUUAGUCUACAUGCAUGCCAUGUGGACAGUUGUAGCAGGAUUUCAUGAACUGAUAAUCUUGAGUGUUGACAACACACAGGAUUGAAAUCUUUCAACAGAUCGUAAACUAGCUUAAAUUAUUGAUUAGAAGAAUUUGAUCUGGCUAUCGUGUA